Molecule: messenger RNA, 3152 nt
Organism: Solea solea (common sole)
Lineage: Eukaryota; Metazoa; Chordata; Actinopteri; Pleuronectiformes; Soleidae
Product: flotillin-2
Exons: 11
Coding region: 252-1532 (426 amino acids)
Biological process (GO): protein localization to plasma membrane; regulation of myoblast differentiation
Cellular component (GO): plasma membrane
Source: RefSeq, a predicted model, not a curated record
AUAACAUUGAGGAAAUGUCUCCAACGGUAAACCCCGUGUUGACAUAUGACGUCACCGGGUGACGACAGGCGGGGCGGGGCUGUUGUUGUUGCUGUCGUCCGUCACUCGGGAAGCUCCGCCACCGACUCGCUCGCAUCCUCGGUCAAACUCGGUUAAUCUUCGGAUAAAUCAGAAAUCUGCUUCACCAGCUCCGUGAAGGAUCAAAUUUCCCACUGUUAGUUUUUCUCUGUCCGCUACUGCGUCCACUCACCAUGGGGAACUGUUUGACUGUGGGUCCUAACGAGGCUCUGGUGGUCUCCGGUGGCUGCUGUGGAUCUGAUAAUAAGACCUAUAUGGUGGGAGGCUGGGCCUGGGCUUGGUGGCUCAUCUCUGACACUAAAAGGAUAAGCCUGGAGCUCAUGACUCUGCAGCCCCGAUGUGAGGACGUGGAGACAGCAGAGGGAGUAGCGAUCACUGUUACAGGAGUGGCUCAGAUAAAAGUCAUGACAGAGCAGGACUUACUGGCAGUAGCUUGUGAGCAGUUUCUGGGUAAAUCAGUGAUCGAAAUCAAAGCUGUGGUUCUUCAGACUUUGGAGGGACAUCUGCGCUCCAUUUUAGGGACCCUGACUGUAGAGCAGAUCUAUCAGGACAGGGACCAGUUUGCUAAACUGGUGAGGGAGGUGGCAGCUCCAGAUGUGGGCAGGAUGGGCAUCGAGAUUCUCAGCUUCACCAUUAAGGACGUGUAUGAUAAACUGGAUUACCUGAGCUCUCUCGGGAAGACUCAGACUGCUGCUGUCCACAGGGAUGCAGACAUCGGCGUGGCGGAGGCAGAGAGGGAUGCUGGGAUAAGGGAGGCAGAAUGUAAGAAGGAGAUGAUGGACAUCAAAUUCCAGGCGGACACCAAGAUGGCUGAUUCCAAACGAGAACUUGAGCUGCAGAAAGCUGCGUUCAACCAGGAGGUCAACACGAAGAAAGCAGAGGCUCAGUUGGCCUACGAGCUGCAGGCAGCCAAGGAGCAGCAAAAGAUUCGUCUGGAGGAGAUUGAGAUCCAAGUAGUGCAGAGGAAGAAAGAGAUCACCAUUGAAGAGAAGGAGAUUGAUCGCACAGAGAAGGAGCUCAUUGCUAUCGUGAAGAGGCCUGCUGAGGCUGAGGCCUACAAAAUGCAGCAGCUGGCUGAGGGUAACAAGAUGCAGACAGUGCUGAUAGCUCAGGCAGAGGCAGAGAAGAUCAAGAAGAUUGGUGAGGCAGAGGCUUCUUCUAUUGAAGCGAUUGGAAAAGCAGAGGCUGAGAAGAUGAGGCUGAAGGCGGAGGCGUACCAGCAAUACGGAGACGCAGCAAAGACUGCCAUUGUCCUCGAGGCCCUGCCUAAGAUUGCAGCCAAGGUGGCAGCACCAUUGUCCAAGACCAAUGAGAUUGUUAUCCUGAGUGGGGAAAACCACCGUGUGACAGGAGAGGUAAAUCGCCUCUUGGCUGAACUCCCUGUGUCUGUCAACGCUCUCACUGGAGUGGAUUUGUCAAAGAUCCCGUUGCUGCAGAAGAUGAUCAGCACUUAAGCCUGAAAGCCGAUGACUCCAAAUGACUCCAGUGUCUGUCGUAUGCACUCUCAGAGACUGCCUUUAAUACACUUGAAAUAUGUUGUUUUAUACGAAAAUACUGGAAACCAAGUGAAUUUUGGAAACCUCUGGUGCCUUACUUUAUACAGGACCAGAAAAUCUGCAUGCACUGCUGCUCAUUCAAAGAAUAAUUAUUUAGUUUUCACAUGAGAACAUGUUGUGUUGUUUUUCUUUGUUUUUGUAUUUGACUAUCAUAUUAGUGUAUAUCAGCCUGUUUGUAUGAAAUGACAAUGAAGAGGAGAGCUGAUAGUAGAGAGGUGUGAUGACUGACUUACCUGCUGACUUCACCCAGGUUACAUGUGUGAUACCAUGUGAUCUGACAGCUGCUGGUGUGUCACAUGACAAGGCUCCUCGUAUGUCGCAGGCCUGUUUGUGUUCAUUUAUAUACCUCUUUCUUAAAUUGUUGGACACUUCUGCAUUCCCUCAAUACUCAGAAUUUGAACUUUAUUUGUGUUUGUAACUCAAAUGUUUCUGGGGAAGCAGCCCAUUGAUGAGCGCCUGGGGGCUCAGCCUAAAACAAGAACAUGGGUCAUUGGGUCAUAGGACCAUAGUGGAGAAGUUGAAGAGGUCUUGGACAGAGUGGUUUUCGUGGCAGAGGCCUCUUAGAUGCUUCCCUGAGAUCACAUCUCUUGGCUGGCUUGGGAAAAACCUCUGUAUCCCCUAGAGGACUUUGUCUCUGGGCUUCCCCACUGAGACAGCAGAUGUUAUUCAGGUUAUUUUUUGUCUGCUCACAAGGUGCUCACAAUCAGAACAUUAGCCCCUUUCAUUUAAUUGUUUUUAUCUUUGCAAAGAUAAAGAAUAAAAGUACUGUUGGGUACAUGUAUAAAGUCAAAUCUCAACGGUACUCAACCCGACAAAAGACAAAUGCCAAGUAUAUAUAAAGGUUAUCUUUAAAUAUUUAUUUUACCACAAGGAAGGACUUGGGAUUCUGCAGAAUUUGUCUGACUUUUGUGUUUGAUUUCCUACUAUAUUUGUAAAUGUAAGCCAUGUUUAAACAUUUCACAGAAACACACUUUGUGUGUUGUGUGUAGGUGUCUCACUGAUGUGUGCAUCAGUGCACAGGAGCUGAUGCUCAGUUACAGUCAAAGAUGUAGUGAUGACGUUUUAUCCACAUUCACCUCUGCACUCACCUCUACUGAACCCAAAUCCUCCUGACACUGAGAUUUCCUUUGAAACUCAUCUAAAUGUUGUAGUUUUACAUUUUAAAAUACAAAAUGACACAGGAGCAGAGGACUGUUAUGGUUGUUAAUAUUAUUUUGUAGCUGUUGUUCAUUCUCAGUCGGUUUCUGUUUGUAACAUUUGUUACGGGUUUAGUGACUUGACAAAUACUGUGAUCGUAUUGAUUUGUUUUUUUGACAGGCAGACAUUUGAACUGUAGAUGUGUUCAAAGUAUACACUUUACUCUGUCUUUGUGAAAUUAUUUGAUAUAUUUAUAACGUUAUUUGCAACAUGUGUCUCAAAUGGCCAUGAGUUCCUGUAUGCUCUUGCUGCAUGUCAUCCAUCUGUACUCAAAAUGAUCAGUUCUAAGCUAAAUGUCACUCUAAUAAAACAAAUCAUUUA